AUGACACCAUUGAAAUACCUCGCUUUAAUCGCUUUCACCAUUGUGCAUGAAGUCAAUGGAAUGGGUAUAUUAAGUAACGGAAUAAAUUGUGAUGGCGUUGAAUAUUCUGGCCAGAACCUCGAGCAAUAUCUCAAUACGCUUUGCUCUUCUCAAGCGCAAGGUUUGUAUGGUCUAAAUCAUCAUAGCUACCCAAGACAGACUUUCGGCCUUGGAACUGGGCUCAUAUUAUUUUUAAUAAAUCUCCCUACCAUAUCAUCGGGUGGUACAAUGCAUUACAAUAUCCCAUCCAAACACUACCUUGCUGUUAAUGAACACUGUGUUUUCUAUUAUGGUGCUACAAUUACCCAACCGCUUCAAGGUAAUCAACAAGUGGCAAGCGACCAGAUAGAGAGAUGUGAACCAUUGACUUGA
Molecule: messenger RNA, 411 nt
Organism: Blumeria graminis f. sp. triticale
Lineage: Eukaryota; Fungi; Ascomycota; Leotiomycetes; Helotiales; Erysiphaceae
Source: the annotation of a GenBank genome assembly